Messenger RNA from Nicotiana tabacum (common tobacco), 3411 nucleotides. Its product is annotated as receptor-like protein 49. Gene Ontology annotation, molecular function: protein binding. The record is from RefSeq and is a predicted model, not a curated record. NCBI's taxonomy places the organism in Eukaryota, Viridiplantae, Streptophyta, Magnoliopsida, Solanales, Solanaceae.
UGUUUAAUUUACUCGAUCCCCCAUGCCUCAUGCAACUAUUUGCUACUCCAUAUAAUACCGUUUCACAUCAGCAAAACCUUUCAACUUUCCUUUCUGGUCACAGUCUCAAAAUAAUAAGUAAUGUUUCGCCAGCUUUUCUUCAUCCUUCUACUCUCCAUCUGCUGUAGAAUGAAUGAUGUAGUUGCGGCUAAUUCCAGCAAAUGUCUUCAGGGUCAGAAGGUGUUGCUGCUGCAGCUCAGAAAUAACCUUACUUAUAAUUCUGAGGCAUCCAUCAAGCUGGCAACAUGGGACGAGAGGAUUGAUUGCUGUCAAUGGCAGGGUAUCACCUGCAAUGUUGCAGGUCAAGUUAUUGGUAUUGACCUUAGCUAUGAAUCCAUCUCGGGCAGUAUCAAUAAUUCUGCAUUACCUAAUCUUAAGUUUCUUUCAGUUAUCGUUCUUGAUUGGAAUGAUUUAUCUUCUCCAAUUCCAGAAUUCUUUGCGGACUUCUCCAAUCUAACAGUCUUGAGUCUAAGAUCCUGUAAUUUGACAGGAGAAGUACCUGAGAAAAUAUUCCAGGUACCAACUCUGCAGAAAAUUGACUUGUCAUACAAUUAUGUGCUUCGGGGUUCUUUACCUGAAUUUCCUUCAAAUGCAUCUUUAGAAAGUCUGGUUCUCAGCUAUACAAAUUUUUCAGGAAGUUUACCCAAGUCCAUUGGGUUGCUUACUAAGCUGAUUGAUCUUGAACUUUUGGAUUGCAAUUUUACAGGUCAAAUCCCAUCUUCUAUAGAAAACCUUACCCAGCUUCGUUAUCUGGAUUUCUCCCAGAAUCUCUUCACUGGAUCAGUACCAUCCUUUAGGCAAUCCAAAAAUCUUACUAUGAUAAAUUUUCAACGAAAUAAUUUCUCCGGUGAGAUUUCGUCUUCUCACUGGGUUGGCCUUGAGAAUCUUAUAGUCCUUAUUUUGAGCGAAAAUUCACUUUCUGGGAUAAUUCCAGUAUCACUGUUUUCCCUACCCUCACUUCAGUUCUUAGAUUUGUCCGCCAACAAUUUUACUGGCCAAAUAACUGAACUACAGAAUGUGACUUCUUCUUCACUGAUAAAGCUUUAUUUGGCUGGCAAUAAAUUGGAAGGGCCAAUACCAGAGUUUUUCUUUGAGCUACACCAUCUGCAAGAACUUGCACUUUCUUACAACAAAUUCAAUGGUACUGUGAAAUGGAAAAAGUUCACAAAGCUUAAGAACCUUGUUGCUCUUGUUCUGUCCUACAAUAGGUUAUCAGUUGACACAAAUAUAAGUGAAUCAGAACUCGCCUUGCUUCCCCAUUUGAGUAUUUUAAGGUUGGCCUCUUGCAAUCUGUACAAUAUUUCUUUCCUUGAGAAGCAAUCUGAGUUGACGUUGUUAGAUCUGUCGAUCAACCAUAUCAAAGGUAAAAUUCCAAACUGGAUAUGGGACGGAGGUCUCACUGAUCUGAAUCUAUCUCGUAAUCAGUUCACACACCUGCAGGAGCCUUACAGAUUUCGCAAUAUAGAUUCCCUUGAUCUACAUUUGAAUCUGCUCACCGGGGAAAUUCCAUUACCACCACGUGCAGCUUUAUAUGUAGACUUCUCCAGCAAUAAAUUUACUACUAGUAUACCACCUGAUAUUGGCAAUCACCUCUCAAGUGUCGUGUUCCUCUCAAUUGCAAACAACACAAUCAAUGGAACUAUCCCUUCUUCAAUAUGUAACGCGACCAAUCUUGAAGUACUUGAUUUGUCCAGCAACAAAUUGAGUGGCAGAAUACCAGCAUGUUUAGCUGAACAAAGCAGCCGUAGUUUGAAAGUGCUGAACCUUGGAAGAAACAAUCUCAGGGGUAAUUUGCCUGGAAACUUUUCAGAGAAGUGUAGCUUGGAGACCAUAGAUCUAAGGCAGAAUAACUUGGAGGGGAAGAUUCCUCGGUCUAUAUCCAAUUGCAGGAAACUGAAGGUGUUAAACUUGGGAAACAACAAGAUAACUGAUACCUUACCCUGCUGGUUGAAGAGCUUGUCAAAUCUCCAUGUACUUGUGCUACGGUUCAAUAAUUUCCAUGGCAACAUUGAUUGCUCUGGGGUCAAUUACACCUGGCCUGCUCUCCAAAUAAUUGAUCUAGCUUCCAAUAAUUUCAGUGGCAUUCUGCCAAGAAAUAUAUUCAUGGAUCUGGAAGCUAUGAAGGUUAACUCAGUGGAACCACAUCCUCGCCUUUAUCAUCUGCAUUUUCAGUCUGAAUCAGCGUCAAUAGCUUACUACCAGGACUCAGUCAUUCUUUCUCUUAAAGGACGAGAAGUCACCAUAGGGAAAAUUCUCAUAAUCUUCAACUCCAUUGACUUGUCGAAUAACAGUUUUAUUGAAGGCAUACCUGAGACAGUCGGAGAACUCAAAUCUCUUCGUCUUCUCAACUUGUCUCACAAUGCUCUCACUGGCCAAAUCCCGGCGGCAGUUGGAAAUUUGAAGCAACUGGAAUCAUUAGACCUCUCAUUCAACAAGUUAGAGGGGCGUAUCCCUGAAAAGCUUUCAGAUCUCACAUUUCUUUCGUUGUUAAAUUUAUCAUACAAUGAACUGGUUGGAAUGAUCCCACAAGGCAACCAAAUGCAAACGUUUUCAGAAAGUUCAUUCGUGGGAAACAAGGGACUGUGUGGCUUUCCACUCCACAAAACGUGCAAUAGUGACAUAGAAGAAGCAGCUCUGCAGCCAGAAUCUGAAGACGUAGAGGGGCAGUUCUUUAGCAGGACAGAGAUGUAUGUAAGCGUAGCAUUAGGAUUCGCUGCUGGUUUGGCAAUCAUAUUUCUACCCCUCUUGGUUUCCAGAAGAUGGAGAGAAUGUUACAACAAGCUGAUUGAUGGACUAAUUUUCUGGGUGUUUAGCAAGGUUGGUGUAAAGAAACGACAACGUAAUACUAGCAUCAGUGAAAUAUACUGGAAAAAGAAAGCAAGGAAAUCCCACUGCCAAGUUCCAAGAUGAUUAAAGCCAGACCACAUGUCACAGGUUCGAGCUGAAAACAGUGUCUCCUAGAAAUAUCGGGUAAGUUUGCGUACAAUACACCUUUGUGGUCUAGCCCUUCCCCGGACCUGCAUAACGGUAGCUUAGUGCACUGCACUUCUUUUUUUCAUACGUCAUUUCCAAAAAUCGGCUCUCAUAUUUGGUUUACAGAAUGAGGAUUGAGUUGUGAUGGGAAUUUUUGAACCUUUUCAUAUUACAAAUUUUAUGAUUUUUCAAUAUUAUUGGUUAUACAGUAAAUUUUUGUUCAACUCUUGAAGCCAAUUAUCCCAUUAAUGGUUUACUUAGUAUUCACUAACAGACCUACUUAUUAGUCAUUACUCCUUGUUUUCAUCCACUACAUACGUACCUUUUUCAAACUCAUAGGUCUACAGCCUACUAAAUCAUGAGCUACUCUAUGAUGCUAAUAUUCUUAUGCUCAUAUAA